This is a messenger RNA of Mugil cephalus (flathead mullet), 2531 nucleotides long. It is a transcript of the gene sigirr, whose product is annotated as single immunoglobulin and toll-interleukin 1 receptor (TIR) domain. Bases 232 to 1527 code for a protein of 431 amino acids. NCBI's taxonomy places the organism in Eukaryota, Metazoa, Chordata, Actinopteri, Mugiliformes, Mugilidae. The transcript is spliced from 9 exons. The record is from RefSeq and is a predicted model, not a curated record. Gene Ontology annotation, biological process: signal transduction.
CCAGCCAAUCGCAGGGGGAGUUUCAGGUUUCUCCAGGUGAAGUCAGUGGUUCAACCUGAAGUCUGACGUCUGCUUACUCGUCUUUACGACUCUCUUUGUAACUGAAACUAUAUUAAACUAACACGUAGUCUUACAUUUAGUGAUGUAGGUAAAAAAAAAAAAAUUAAAAAAAGACGCGUUGACUCGACUCGUUUCUCACCUGAGGGAAGAGGAAGAGGGAAGCUGCGGCUCAUGGCUGUGAUUUUAUUUUCCUUCAUACUGGUGUGCUUCGGUUUGUGGGACACCACUUCACUCGCAGUAGAGUCUCUGUGCUCUGAAGCGCCAGAAUUUAAACCAAAUGAGGGUCCGAUCCAACUCUGGGGGAGUGUGGGAUCCAGUGCGACGCUGAACUGCACCGUUCUCCUCCGCCUGGACCCAUUAGAGGAGCCAUGUGACACCACGCUGCAGUGGAGUAAAGCCGGACUGCCCCUCACCAACCACACACUUUACUCGCUGAACACAUCAUCGUGGUCUCCUGGUAAAGGUCAGCUGAUGGUGAACAGUCUGUUAGUGAUCACCAUCAGAGAGGCAGAGGAUUUUGGGCUCUACAGCUGCACAGUGAGGAAUGUUUCCUCCGAGUUCAGCCUGCAGAACUCAAACAGCCCCAACCACACAGCCCCCGUUAUUGCAGCCAUCAUCCUCCUUCUCCUCUUGGGUGUAUGUGCUGUUGUGUACGUCAGGUGUCACCUGAACAUCAAACUCUGGUACAAGAACUCUUACGGAGAGUAUGAACAUAAUGAUGGGAAAUUAUACGAUGCCUAUAUCUCCUUCGUAAACAAUGACUACGACAGGAAGUUUGUCAACUUUAUUCUCAAGCCCCACCUGGAAAAUAAAAAUGGGUGCAAGGUGCACCUCAAUGACAACGAUAUCCUUCCAGGCGCCGAACCUUCUGCAGAGCUCUUAAUGAACGUGAGUCGCUCUCGUCGUCUCAUCGUGUUGCUCUCUCAUGCUUACCUUGAACAGGACUGGUGCUCCAAUAACUUCAGGCAGGGCCUUCUGCACUUGUUGGAGCUGUGUCCGAGACCCAUCCUCAUCAUGUUGGAGGGUCAGGCCAAACGCAUUAGGGCGGAGAUCAAGCAGCACCUCUCUGAGCACCAGCACUCCCUCACCUUACUCACCUGGAGACACAACUCUGUGACUCCUGCGUCAGUUUUCUGGAAGGAGCUAGCUUUAGCUAUGCCUCGCAAAGUCAUUUUCCACAGCGAGUCUGCAGGUGACCCUCAGACUGUGCUGCAGGAUGACAAGGACCCCAUGCUGACCCUUGACCCCGACUACCUGGACUGCCGCUCAGACACAGACCCUGCUGGAGACCUGGGGCUCCGCGUCCCUGUGUACAAGGCUAUGGUCUGUAGAGCUCCAGUCCUUCCUGCUGAACCCAUCACAGCAGCUGAGCCAAAACCUUCUGACAUCGACGUGUCUGACCUGGGAUCACGCAACUAUGGAGCCCGCUCCGACUUCUACUGCCUGGUCACUGAGGACGAUAUUUGAGCCACUCUCCUCUCAACACAGUGGGAUUUUUUACAUUCAUCUUAGUUGUGAACCUAAUUGUAUUCUUUGUACAGUGUUAUUGAAAUCAAAGUGUGCCAUUUUCUCUUUCCAACCACUGUUUAUUAAUGUAUUUUUUAAUUUGUUGUUGUUGGAUAAAAUAUUCUGAUUGAAAUCAUCUGUGACAUUAAAUUAAAAAAAGUGUGUAUAUAUACAUAUAUAUAUAGUGUACAUUUUGUACCGAUUCCACUUCAAGAGGGUUUGUUUGGCCUCCAGCAGAGGGCAGACUGACAAGACAGGAUGAGAUAAGGAAUGUGCUUUAUAAGCAGUUUGUCUUCAUUUGAUAGUUGACAACACACACAACAGAAAGGCACUGAAAGUGCAGCAGACACUCAUAACGUCAGACCUGAAACUCAAGUGCGUCAAACUAAAGCUGCGACACAUGUGACUGAAGCUCUCACCACUCUGUACACGUGAAAACUCUGUCUUUGAUGCAAAUCAAUAUCGUGGCCAACACACUAAUAAAAAUACCUGGCUAUUCCUCUUUGAAGUGCUGGGUAAUCUCUGUCCUCAUGGAGUAAUGAUUACCAGCAGGGUGCAGCUGGGAAGGUAUGGUAUUGUUCCUGUCUGAGCAGGAGCAAAUAUGUAAACAGGGAGUGGCCGACAGUUCCCCAAGUCAGUGUCAGCCUUUCACAGCGACAAAUACUGCAGCACACACGCAGACAAGAAAUGAACAGAAGGACAUUUAAUUUCCGAAUUUGACUCUUUAUUUGCUGCAAUCCAUCCGCUUGUAUACAACAUGAAAGAAAAAAAAAAGGCUUUAAACAACAACACAGAAACACAAGGUCAGCAUUUACGCCACACAGCAAGAACAUGUUACAAUCCAAAUGAGAUUUUUAAAGAAUCUUUUACAUAAAAAAUAUUUGAAAGAAUCACCGUAUCCUCUGGUCUAAUUCUGAAAGGUCAAAGACAAAUUUGUUGUUCAUUAACAGAAAAACAAAACAAAA